AUGGAGCAGUUUGUGGGUUUUGCCCCGCAACUUCCGCUUCAAGAAGCAAAUCAUAUCCGAGUUGUGAUCCUCUUACCAGGCGCCUUCGACGAUCCAAUCAAGUGCGCCCUCGAACAUGUCGAACUCUUACCAAACUCCGACUACGAGGCCGUAUCAUACUCUUGGGGGGAUGCAACUGUUACAAAGCCGAUAUUGGUCAAUGAUCGCAUCUAUCCGGUCACAACAAACCUCUUCACUGCACUCCAAUACCUAAGAAAUGAAAACAUGGCGCGGAGACUUUGGAUCGACAGUAUUUGCAUCAAUCAAACCGACCUGGACGAAAGGAACCGUGAGGUUCGCAAAAUGAGAGAAAUAUAUUGUUCCGCCAGCCAACUUCUGAUUUGGCUUGGUGACUACAGUCCAAUGACAGAAGAAGACGUAUCUUUGGUUUUCUACUUCGUUGAGGCCUUGUUCUUAGCCGGCCAAGAAGAACGUAAGGCAGAGUAUGUCACUAAUCUGGGCAUUGAAGCAAUGUGGCGAUUGCGAGGCAAGCUGAAAAGGUUUCUAGAAAGUAGGAGUUGGUUGUUUCGUGUCUGGAUUCUUCAAGAAGUUGCGGUGCGCCCUGUGCCGCACGAUUAUGCGCCGGAAAUAACUCCACUCGUGAUCUGUGGCGUAUACGAACUUCCUUGGUUUCACUUCACCCUUUUGAGCCUCUACUGGGAUCGGGACCCUCGCGCCAAAUUUCGGCUCGAUUUGCAUCCUCCGGAAGAUAAUUUAUGGAGAAUCAUCGCGGUCUCAGAGUUACACGGAGAUAUGCUGGAGCGGGACAGACCAUUGGCUGACCAGAUAGCUUGCUACCUCAGUUUCACAGCUGGAUCCUUCCAGGCAACUGACGAACGAGAUAGGAUAUACAGUCUCACGGGUCUCUUCCGUAGUGGACAAAUUCCAGCACAGCUCCUUCCGGACUACCGCAAGCCUAUGUCUCAAAUUCUAUUUGAGUACGCUAUAUACCUUCUCAAGGAUCCAGACUUGAUCGACAUCAUUCAAUUCAACUCUGGAACUUCUAUUGGUCUUCCUUCUUGGGUCCCUGACUGGCAGCACCAUGCACCCAAAAGCUGGAAAAUGGUGGAGGAAAAGGAUCGCUUUGGAGGUCAUUGUCGAGUAGAUGAAGAGCGCCGAUGUCUUGAGGUUGAAACGUUCACUUUCGCACACGUUUUAAAAGUCGUUUUGCAGGUGCCAAAGUACCAGCAUCACAGUUCUGUCUCGGCAUGGCUGGACGAUGUCAUUAAGAAUACCGCCAACUCGAUUGACGUUGCGACACAAGACCAUCCAGUUGAGCAAGACAUGGCCAAUUUAUGUUUUCAAUUUAACGUUCGAAGAAAUUUCGUACAAGAUGUCAACUUACACGAGACGGUGUUGAAAGGAGAACAUGGAUACUCGUCCCUGCGCAGCUUUCGGGCUGUGGACACCAGAUUGCACUCAUCACCAACGUUGGUGGAUUUGGUAUCCUUAGACGAUAUGUGGCACGAAAUAAUGGAAUCCACAACGGACAGAUACAUUUUCUAUUGCGCGGACGGAUCUUUAGGUAUAGUCGCACAGAAGUGCGUUUCUCCUAUUGAGGGUGAUAUAAUAUGUUCUAUCAAGGGAGCAUCCUCUGAAUUUAUCCUAAGACCUCACGGGGAUCGAUACGUUUUGAUAGGCUAUUGUCAGAGAACUCGCAUUGGACACCGCUUCCAUGCCAGCAAUCUGGGACUAUCAAAAAUUUCGGAUAAAAUUCUACAGAGUCUCAAAGACUCAUGGGAUGAAGGACCUCUUGUUCGUAUGCUAAUCUGCUAA
Molecule: messenger RNA, 1815 nt
Organism: Neoarthrinium moseri
Lineage: Eukaryota; Fungi; Ascomycota; Sordariomycetes; Amphisphaeriales; Apiosporaceae
Exons: 1
Coding region: 1-1815 (604 amino acids)
Source: RefSeq, a predicted model, not a curated record